UGGGGCAGCGAUCCCAGCAGCCCACGCGCUCCCGCCGCGCGCCCUGACGUCACCCCCAGAGGGCGGAGCCUCGGAGGAGGCGCUCACGUGAGCGGCGGGCGGAGGCCACCCCAGGAGAGCUCCUGGUGCCCCAGGCUGUCCCCAGGAGGCUGCCUCACCGUCUGCUGGGGGCCUUUGUGGAGAACCAAGGCUGCGCUAAGAUGGCAGCUGCAAGCUGGGCGCUGAGCACCCUGCGCCUCGACGCCAUGCCCAGGCUGCUGACAGCCAUCACCACCUCCAUCCGCAGCAACUCCAACCGCGCCUCCAUCUCCCACCUCCACCGGCAGCACUACGGACGGCUCUACCCCGUCCUCCUGGUCAAGACUGAUGGCUCCACCGUCCGCCUCCGCUACAAGGAGCCCAAGAGGAUCCUCAUGCUGCCCCUGGACAGCAGCACGCUGCCUGAGGCCGAGCGCAAGGCCCGGCUGCGGCGGCAGUUCCCCAGCAAGCCCAAGGCUGAGACAGAGGAGACCUUUGAGGGCAUCGACUUGGACACCUACAAGAAGUUUUGGAAGAAGUGAGGAUGUAGAAUAAAGUUUUAAAUGAAGACAAGAAA
Molecule: messenger RNA, 595 nt
Organism: Pogoniulus pusillus (Red-fronted tinkerbird)
Lineage: Eukaryota; Metazoa; Chordata; Aves; Piciformes; Lybiidae
Gene: MRPL55
Product: mitochondrial ribosomal protein L55
Exons: 4
Coding region: 201-560 (119 amino acids)
Biological process (GO): translation
Cellular component (GO): mitochondrial large ribosomal subunit
Molecular function (GO): structural constituent of ribosome
Source: RefSeq, a predicted model, not a curated record